Messenger RNA from Harmonia axyridis, 966 nucleotides. It is a transcript of the gene Tsen34, whose product is annotated as tRNA-splicing endonuclease subunit Sen34. Gene Ontology annotation, cellular component: tRNA-intron endonuclease complex. The transcript is spliced from 5 exons. The record is from RefSeq and is a predicted model, not a curated record. Gene Ontology annotation, biological process: tRNA splicing, via endonucleolytic cleavage and ligation; tRNA-type intron splice site recognition and cleavage. Lineage: Eukaryota; Metazoa; Arthropoda; Insecta; Coleoptera; Coccinellidae. Gene Ontology annotation, molecular function: tRNA-intron lyase activity; nucleic acid binding. The coding region runs from base 90 to 842 and encodes 250 amino acids.
UUAAAUUCUAUGCUAUAACCAAAUAAUGUCGAAAUAAUCAUAAUAUUUUGAAUUUGUUCUACCUCAAAACAUUUCGAGUGUUAUUUAAAAUGAUUAAUCUAAUAUUGUUGAACUCUGAAUUGUUCAUUUUUGAUGUUGAAGAUUGGUUGACUCUCCGAAAGGAACAUAGGAUAAUUGGAGAUUUCGUAGGAAGUUUAAACUCGAUACCAGUAUUACCAUUAAAGCUUAUGCCUGAAGAAGUUACCCUUUUGCUGGCCAAAGAAAUUGGUAAAGUUGUGAAUUUUAUUCAGUCAAACGAUACGACUGAAAACUUCGAAUCGAAUUUAUUGGAAGAACAGCGACUUGUAUAUAAAAAUAAUCGUAAAAGGCAAUUGGAGGAAAUGUUUACCGAUAUUAUAGCCUCCAAGAGAAAAAAAGGUGAUACCAGAGAAGAAUCAGAAAUAUUCAAUGAAGAAUUGAAUAAAUCUUCUCAAAUACCAAAAGAUAAAAUGAUAUGGCCUAUAACCCUAACUUCUUUGAGUUCAGUUACAGAAAAUGUAGACUAUGUUGCAUGUCAAAAAAUAAACCUACAAAGAUAUUCUGUCUUUAAAGAUCUAUGGGAAAAAGGAUAUUAUAUCACUUCUGGUGAAAAAUUUGGUGGUGAUUUUUUGGUGUACUUAGGUGACCCUAUUACUCAUCAUGCAAUUUUUAUUGUAAGAUGCGUAGAUGCAACCACAAAAAUGACUCCCUAUGAUAUCAUAGCAUUUGGAAGACUAGCAACUUCUGUUAAGAAAAGAGUUGUUUUAGCAUCCUUAAUUGACGAUAUAGUUUCUUACAUCACAGUCAAUUGGAUAGAUGACUGAGAAUAUAAUACCUAUUUGGCUUUAGAACAACUGUUGUUAUUUCAAGGUAGAAUUAUCUGUAAAAAAACAAGGAUAAAAUAUUUUUGAAUAUUUAAUGUAAUAAAUUAAUAAAAUUUUUAUAAAA